AUGAUUGCCUCGACGAAAAGCGAAUUACUGCCGUACAACACCAGCGACAUCGUGGCCAGUAACUAUGUCCACGAGCGAAAGCACGUCCGCGUUGCCUUUAUCGGGGCAGGGAUUGCCGGUAUAGGGUUCGCGUACAAGGCGCGCCAGAUCGAGAACCUCGACUUUGUCAUCUACGAGAAAAACGCCGACGUGGGCGGCGUGUGGUACGAGACACGAUACCCAGGACUCAGUUGUGACGUCCCUGCACACGGGUACACGUACACCUGGGCUCGCAAUCCGGACUGGUCUCGGGCGUAUGCCAGCGGCGAGGAAAUCUGGAAGUUCUACAAGGGCCUAGCUCGGGACUAUGGUGUCUACGAGAAGACGAGGUUCCGGCACAAGGUCGUUGGCGCCACAUGGAAUGUUGAAAACUCGGAGUGGGAGCUCGAGGUUGAGGACCUGGAGUCCGGCACAAAGGUCACUGACAAGGUCGAUGUUUUGAUCAACGGAGGCGGUUCUCUGAACAACUGGAAGUGGCCCGAUAUCCAGGGGCUACACGACUUCAAGGGGACGCUGGCUCAUACCGCACACUGGGACGAGAAUAUUGAACUGAAAGACAAGAGAGUGGCAGUCAUCGGCUCCGGUGCUUCGGGGGUACAAAUUGUGCCAACGAUUCAACCAGUGGUCAAGAAACUCAUUUCAUUCAAUCGCUCCCCAACUUGGAUCGCAGCCGAGUUUGCAGGCCACCUUGCACCAGAAGGUCGCAAUACACUCUUCAGCGAGGAGCAACGCAAACGGUUCCGCGAGGACCCGGAAUACCACCUCCAGUACAGACGGGACGUCGAGCACGGCAUGAAUGUUAGGUUCCCAAGUUUCUACAAACACUCGGCUGCACAAAAGGCCGCCCGCCAGAUGGUCACCGAGGCGAUGAAGAAAAGACUGAACAACGAUCCCGAAUUGAUCAAGAAGCUCGUCCCGGACUUUGAACUGGGUUGUCGAAGAGCCACACCGGGCCAUGGCUACCUCGAAGCGCUUACGCAGCCAAAUGCUAGAGUCGUCUCGGCCGGCAUCGAACGCAUCGUCUCGAACGGAAUUGUUUCUCGCGAUGGUGAACUCCACGAGGUCGACGUGGUCAUUGCCGCCACGGGCUAUGACACUUCUUACAUUCCUCGUUUCCCCAUCAUCGGUCUCGACAAGGUGAAUUUACAGGACAAGUGGCGAAAAGAAGGAGCCGCCGCCUACCUGUCGUGCGCGGUCCCAGGGUUCCCGAACUACUUUUUGGUGGUCGGGCCCAACGCACCCAUCAGUAACGGGUCGCUCGUCGGAGCCAUGGAGAAGGAAAUUGACUUUGCGCUUGCUUUUGUGCGCAAGAUCCAGACCGAAGACAUCACGUCCGCAACCGUCACAGACGAGGCAGCCGCCGAGUUUGAUGAGUGGAAGAAUGAUUUCAUGCAAGGCAUGGCGUGGUCCGGUAGCUGUACGAGUUGGUACAAAAACGGAACGACCGAUGGUAAAGUCAUUGGUCCUUGGCCUGGAUCGGUAAAUCACUUCAUGGAGAUCAUGAAGAGACCGAGAUUCGAGGAUUUCAAGUAUACCUAUCGGACUCGGAAUCGAUUCAGAUACUUUGGGGAUGGGAGGUCCCCCGUCGAGGCUAGAGGGGAGCAUCUGGGCUGGUAUAUGCAAUGA
Molecule: messenger RNA, 1665 nt
Organism: Exophiala spinifera
Lineage: Eukaryota; Fungi; Ascomycota; Eurotiomycetes; Chaetothyriales; Herpotrichiellaceae
Exons: 6
Coding region: 1-1665 (554 amino acids)
Molecular function (GO): flavin adenine dinucleotide binding; N,N-dimethylaniline monooxygenase activity; NADP binding
Source: RefSeq, a predicted model, not a curated record